UUAUGAAAUAAUUAUCUAAGAGAAUUGUACAGAACUGAUAUUAUUUAUAUAAUAAAUUAUAAUAUUACUGAAUUCUAAUUGCUAAUGAAUGACCUCUAGUUGUUAUUGUUUAAAAUGAGAUAAAUAUAACAAAUACCUACUGUGAAGCUCAAUUAAAAUCAUCUGAAGUUUAGCAGUAAUUUCGUCAAUUAGUUUGCGGUCUUUUUAAAUAAUUGUGAUAAAAUGGCACACGUAGUUGAUUUACGUUCAGACACAGUUACAAAACCAACUAAAGCUAUGAAACAUGCAAUGGUGAACUCUGCUUUGGGCGAUGAUGUUUACGGUGAAGAUCCGACAGUGAACGCCUUGGAGAAUAAAAUAGCUGCACUGCUGGGCAAGCAGGCCGCUUUGUUCGUACCGUCUGGAACUAUGGCUAAUCUUAUUGCCAUUAUGGUGCACUGUAACAAGCGUGGAUCUGAAGCAUUCGUCGGGGAUCUCUCACACAUUUAUAAAUAUGAAGUUGGAGGAGCAUCACAUUUAGCAGGAGUGAUGCUUUCGACCGUGGCCAAUAAACCUGAUGGCACUUUUGACCUGCAAGAGCUGGAGGAACGAAUUAGGGGCUCGAAUAUACAUGAACCAGUAACGGCUAUGGUUGCCGUCGAAAAUACCCAUAAUUACUGCGGAGGAAAGGUCCUGCCUUUGAAAUUUCUUGACGACGUCGGGGCCUUGUGCAAGAAACACUCUCUGGCGCUGCACAUGGACGGCGCGAGGCUGUUCAACGCGUGUGCGCACGCGCAGGAGGAGGCGGCGCGCGUGGUGCGGGACUGCGACUCCGUGUCCGUCUGCUUCAGCAAGGGACUGUCGGCCCCCGUCGGCUCCGCGCUCGUGGGGUCCUACCAUUUCAUCGAGCAAGCAGACAAUAACGUUGAAAUAGCUUGUUUGAUAUCACCAGGGUUAGGAUCCCGGCAGAGUUCGCCCGCGUCAUUGAGCUCUCCCGCGUCGAGCUGCAGGUCGCCCAUACCUGACGAGGACGUCGAGGUGGACGUGGAACAGUGUUCCGAUGGCGAGAGAGACGCGUCUGAUCACGCCGCACCCUCACCCGCCCCAUCUUCAGAAUUAGGCGAACGUGAUACCCCCUCACCGGCCAGACCGCUUCCUCCAGCCACAUCUUGCAAUUGCGAAGAACUUCUCUCCGUGGACUGUCAAUUGGAGACCAAAGAGCUUUGGGACAAGUUUCAUGACCUCGGUACAGAAAUGAUCAUCACCAAAACUGGCAGGUAAGAAUUCAAUAAAACUUCGCACCGAAAGAAAAAAACAUUUAUAAAACAGAUCGUAAUCUCGAAACGAACCUGUAAUGAAUUGCUCUGCUCAUCAAAGUAAUGUAAUCUUUCACUCCGUUGAGAUCGAGUCAAAAACAAAUUAAUUCAGUGUACAAUCAACCCCCAACAAACGGCUCAACGGAAUGGAUUCAUCAGCUAAAGUGGCCAAUUCCGGAAUAAUUACUUCGCGAACCCAGCCGUCCUUCAACCCUUUAACGAGAUAAAUUAAAAGUACAUUUUUUCCUAACCGUCGGCGUAAUGCAGGG
Messenger RNA from Bombyx mandarina (wild silkworm), 1564 nucleotides. RefSeq lists its product as uncharacterized. Gene Ontology annotation, biological process: L-threonine catabolic process; glycine biosynthetic process. Gene Ontology annotation, cellular component: cytosol. NCBI's taxonomy places the organism in Eukaryota, Metazoa, Arthropoda, Insecta, Lepidoptera, Bombycidae. The record is from RefSeq and is a predicted model, not a curated record. Gene Ontology annotation, molecular function: L-allo-threonine aldolase activity.